UGUCAUGAAGCUGCCCAGUGACUGUACACCACUCCCCGUCAGCACUAUAGAGGAAUUCUGGCAUUUGACAACUAUCUCUCGGAUCGAGACCACAUGGACUUAGUGGUUGGCUAUUUCUCUCUGAAAGGUGGCAGCGGUGCAGAAGACGGAGUUCGCAGGGUGCUCCGACAAAUCGUCUCCAAGACAGUUGCACUGCAGUGCAGCUGGGCCGGCUCCUCAGGGAAAAAAAUUCCAUUCAAAAGCCUCACAAAUGUGCUGCAUCUUUUGCUUGGUGCAACACGUGCCCUCUUCGGCACGACUGAUGCAGCUGUUGCAGAUACCAUCAAAAGGUGGCUGAUGCUUGCUGCAGACCAGCAGGGAGGCCGGACACACAGACGGCGCGUCGCCUUGUUGAGGCAAUCCGACACAAGCCAAGCCAGCACCUCGUAA
This is a messenger RNA of Dermacentor andersoni, 429 nucleotides long. Lineage: Eukaryota; Metazoa; Arthropoda; Arachnida; Ixodida; Ixodidae. The record is from RefSeq and is a predicted model, not a curated record.